AUGCGCAAAUCACAUGUCUUUGUCGGGUCUUCACACCCGGAGCUUGGUCAACUCAUUUGUGACCGGUUGGGUGUUGAGCCAGGCAAAUGUACUCUGCGUAAGUUUUCCAACGGUGAAACAUCAAUAGAAAUCGGAGUUUCUGUACGUGAUGAAGAUGUUUACGUUGUGCAGUCUGGGUCUGCAGAUAUUAAUGACCAUAUCAUGGAGUUGCUCAUUCUCAUUUCUGGGUGCCGUGGCGGGUCUGCAAACAAAAUUACAGCUGUCAUCCCCUGUUUCCCCUAUGCCAAACAAUCAAAGAUGAAAAAACAUCGUGGUGCAAUUACUGCCCGUAUGCUUGCAAAUCUCCUCAUCAUGGCUGGUGCUGACCAUGUUAUUACCAUGGACCUUCAUGCUACUCAAAUGCAAGGCUUUUUCUCAAAGCCUGUUGAUAACUUGCUUGCAGGUCCAACCCUCGCCCGCUGGAUCCGUCACAAUGUCCCAGACUACUCUGCUGCCGUCAUUGUUUCAAAAAACCCAGGUGGUACUAAACGUGUCACUGCUCUUGCAGAUGCUCUUAAGGUUAAUUUUGCUAUGAUUCACACUGACCGUCGUCGUGCUCAACACAAAAUCCCUGGUCGUUCCGGUGCCCGACCUCCUGUUAUUUCCACUACUACUGCUGCUGCUGCUGCUCGUAAGUCACCAGCUUCUGCGCGUACCCCCUCAUCUGGUCUUUCCCAUGGCUUUUCUGCUUCUGAUAUUGCUGAUGAGGAAGAUGAAGCCACCGAAAAUGAUGGCCCUGUUAAAGUUGUGAUUGAUCAUGCAGAUGGUACUUCUUCUUCUACUACUACUACUACUACUACUACGGACCCUUCUACACCUCCUCGCAUAAUACCCAGCUCUAAUGAGAAAAAAGACCAAGAAGAAGAAGAUGAGGAGGUUUCUGAUAUCAAUACACAAUCCGUUCACGUUGCUAGAAUUGUUCAGGGUCAUGUUGUCAAUGAUGAUGAGUACCCAGAGGAUGAGGAGGACGAAAAUGAUCUCUUUGCUAAGCUCAGACGUGAUGGUGCCCCUGGAACCGCUCCUGGAACCGUGGGCGAGUACGGUAGCGAAAGUAUGUACUCAGAACACGCUCUGGGUGGUACAGGCGAUGCCGAAAGCUCUGAUGAAGAAGAUGCCCACGAUGAUUCAGAGUAUCAUUUGGGUGCCUCUGCUGAUGGUAAUGGUAAGGCAGCUGGCCGUGUUCAAGAAAAGGUAAUUACUCUUGUUGGUGAUGUGCGUGGACGUACUGCUAUUUUGCUUGAUGAUAUGAUUGAUCGUGCUGGAUCAUUUGUUGCAGCUGCUGAGUUAUGCUACAAGAACUGUGGUGCCAAGCGGGUGCUUGUUGUUGCAACACAUGCCAUUUUCUCUGGUAACUCGCUCGAGGCUUUGGAUGCUUGUCCUUACAUUGAUCAAAUUGUUGUUACAAAUACUUAUCCAAUCCCAGCAGAAAAGCGUGCCCGCUGCAAGAAACUGGUUGUCAUUGAUGUUUCUACUAUUCUUGCAGAAUGUAUCCGUAGAAACCAUCACGGUGAAAGUAUUUCGGCCUUGUUUGAGCAAUUGCUUCAACUAUAA
Magnusiomyces paraingens is the source of this 1590-nucleotide messenger RNA. RefSeq lists its product as uncharacterized. The record is from RefSeq and is a predicted model, not a curated record. Lineage: Eukaryota; Fungi; Ascomycota; Dipodascomycetes; Dipodascales; Dipodascaceae. The transcript has a single exon. Gene Ontology annotation, biological process: 5-phosphoribose 1-diphosphate biosynthetic process; purine nucleotide biosynthetic process; ribonucleoside monophosphate biosynthetic process. The coding region runs from base 1 to 1590 and encodes 529 amino acids. Gene Ontology annotation, molecular function: magnesium ion binding; ribose phosphate diphosphokinase activity. Gene Ontology annotation, cellular component: cytoplasm; ribose phosphate diphosphokinase complex.